UUAUCGUGCGUCCAGAGGCCUCAGGGAAUCGAUAAGCAGCCUCUGACAACGAGGCUCCUCCAAGCCCAUCACGCGGUCUUCUCGUGCCGGCUCCCUGCAGACAGCCAAAAGCAGAAUACCCAUAAACAAUGCGGGUGGUAAUAGUGGGUGCGGGCACCGCCGGUGUCGCUGCGCUCAAGGCCUGCGUCGAGGAAGGCAUCGACGCAGUCUGCUACGAGAGGGACGAAGACAUCGGAGGGCUCUGGUGGUUCCGGGAUGAUAAAACUCCACCAGGACGCUCCACCGUCAUGAGGCACACGGUGGCCAACUCCAGCAAGGAACUGUCCGCCUUCAGCGAUUUUCCCCAGCCGGCAGAGUUCCCGCCGUACCCGCACAACACUCAGAUGCUGCAAUACCUGAGAUUGUACGUGGACCACUUCAACCUCAGAGGACGGAUCAGUUUCGGAAAACAGGUAAAUGCCGUGCAAUGCAACGACGAUUCUGUGACGCUGAAGGUUCAGGAAGGGGACCAAGUUACUCAGGAGACAUUCGACUACUGCCUCCUGUGCCUCGGCCACCACACGGUGCCCAACAUGCCAGAUGCCGUACCUGGCCAGGAACGCUUCGAAGGAAAAUUAAUUCACGCUCAGGACUUCAGAGACGGGACGCCUUUCAAGGGCCAGCGAGUCUGCGUCGUCGGACUCGGAAACUCUGGCGGGGACGUCGCCGUAGAGCUUAGCUGGGAAUCCGCGGUUGUGUUCCUGAGUGCCCGUCGUGGCAACUGGGUUCUGCCACCGUUGAUAGGCGACAGUCCUGCCGACGCUUACUUCAUGAGGAGAAUCAGUGCCUUGAAGACGGGUCUUUUGGUUCGUCUGUUGGGUCUUCGAGGAGCAUCUUGGUUCACGGAGAGAAAACUUGACGCCAUCUGGGACCAUGGCCUGCUGGGACUCAAGCCAGAUCACCCGUACCUCUCCCAGGCGGCCACCAUCAACGGCUACCUGUACGCACGCAUCAUGAGCGGAGCUGUGCGUGUCAGGAAAGGCAUCAAGGCUUUCACCGAGAGGGGAGUCAUCUUCGACGGCACAGACAUUGAAGAGCCCCUGGACGCCGUCGUCUACGCUACGGGAUACAGGGCUGACAAACUACCGAUCGAGAACACGGACGAGGUCCUCCCGCGCGACCAAAUGGGUCGCCCAGUCCUCUACAAGGGCAUCUUUUGCCCCGAGAAGCCACGGCUGGGUUACAUCGGCCACAUCGACGCCAGCGGAAGCCUCAUGGAGAUGUUCGAGAUGCAGUCCAGGUACGCGGCUAGAGUCUUUGCGGGACACAUGACGCUGCCUACUCCCGCUGAAAUGCGAGCCAUCGCUGAGGAGGAUGUCCAGAGGAGGACUAAGGACUUCAUCGACAGUCCACGGCAUCACAUCAUGGUCACCAAGAUGGAGUACGUAGACCAUCUAGCUGAAGAAAUCGGAUGCCGUCCACCACUGCAGCGCCUGUUCUUCACAGAUCCAAGAAUGUUUAAGGCCGUGAUGUUCGGCCCGUUCCUCAAUUCACAGUACCGGCUGGUGGGACCUCAUCCAUGGUCAGGAGCACGCCAGGUACUCCUGGGGUACCAGGAACGCGUCAGGAACGUGCUCAAACCACCACGCCCCGUGCGGGCCAAGUCGCGGGCGGGUUUGGCCGUGGCUGCGGCGUGCACCGCUGCAGCGGCAGCGUUUACGCUGAAGAGCACAUCUGGGAAGAAACCCAAUGGGGAUGUAGGAUCGUCUUGAAGAGGCGUACGUUAUAGGAGUGAUCAUUUCUGGACAACUUUAAGUUGUACGUACUAAAAGAGCUGGAACUAUGCUAAUGAAGUUCACGAUAUGA
Messenger RNA from Ornithodoros turicata, 1845 nucleotides. RefSeq names its product flavin-containing monooxygenase 5-like. The transcript has 7 exons. NCBI's taxonomy places the organism in Eukaryota, Metazoa, Arthropoda, Arachnida, Ixodida, Argasidae. Gene Ontology annotation, molecular function: N,N-dimethylaniline monooxygenase activity; NADP binding; flavin adenine dinucleotide binding. The record is from RefSeq and is a predicted model, not a curated record. The coding region runs from base 129 to 1751 and encodes 540 amino acids.